AAAUCCCGGAAUCCCAUAAUCCCGAGCUGUCCCGUUCCCGUUGCCCAGCCCACGGAGACGGAGCGCUGCAUCGAGUCCCUGCUGGCCGUGUUCCAGCGCUACGCCGGCCGCGAGGGGAAUUCCUGCACCCUCUCCAAGAGGGAAUUCCGGGCCUUCAUGGACACCGAGCUGGCCGCCUUCACCAAGAACCAGAAGGAUCCGGGCGUGGUGGACAGGAUGAUGAAGAAGCUGGACAUGAACAGCGACGGGCAGUUGGAUUUCCAGGAAUUCCUGAACCUCAUCGGGGGCAUCGCCGUGGCCUGCCAUGAUUCCCUGAUCCUCAAAUCCCCCAAUCCAUAAA
Sturnus vulgaris (Common starling) is the source of this 340-nucleotide messenger RNA. The record is from RefSeq and is a predicted model, not a curated record. NCBI's taxonomy places the organism in Eukaryota, Metazoa, Chordata, Aves, Passeriformes, Sturnidae.